AGUGGCGGCUGCAGGGUUGGCAAGCUGUGCUGGGCCCUGGAGGAGGCGCCGCGCAGCCGGGGAGACUGCGGGAGGCCGCGUCUGGCAGGUUUCUGAAAGAGAUCAAGAGCUUCAUCGAGAGAAUUCAACUGGAAAACCAAGACGGGCAGACUCUCUUUUCUUCAAACAAUAGGCAGGAGCCAGGCAGAGUCCAGGGAUUCUUGGGACACCUCUUUUUUUCUUUGGAGGACACUAAGUUCUGUUUGAAGACAAAGUUCACUAUGGCAACAGGACUGAAGAAGCACGAAGGAAUCGUUGUCAUAAUUUGGUGACAGUUUUUCAAACAACAGUGUCUUAAGGAAAGGUGGAUCAAGGAACUCCUGAACUUUUGGUUGCAUUAAGUGAGAAAUCAGCAUGGCUCAGGUAAAAAGCUCUAGAGUCCUCCUCCUUCAAGAUCACUGGGAAGCCUGUUUGCAGUUUCACUCUUGAAUGCUGCCUUAGUCAACAUAUUGACCAACCUCAGUGAGCCAAGCUCUGUAUUAAGCACCAGGGGGAGAUCUAGAGGAAGGAAAGGAGACAGGCCACAGCCCCUGCCUUCAGGGAGCUUCCAGUCAAAUGAAGGAGGCGAGUCUCCUGGCAUGUGAAGGCCUAGCAGGUGUAAGUUUGGUUCCCACUGCAGCCAGCAAGAAGAUGAUGCUGAGCCAGAUUGCCAGCAAGCAGGCCGAGAAUGGAGAACGGGCAGGUAGCCCUGAUGUGCUGAGGUGCUCAAGUCAGGGCCACCGAAAAGACAGUGAUAAGUCCCGGAGCCGCAAAGAUGAUGACAGCUUGGCUGAGGCCUCUCAUUCAAAAAAGACUGUUAAAAAGGUGGUGGUAGUGGAACAAAAUGGUUCUUUUCAAGUAAAGAUUCCCAAAAAUUUUGUUUGUGAACACUGCUUUGGAGCCUUUAGGAGCAGUUACCACCUAAAGAGGCACAUCCUUAUUCACACCGGUGAGAAGCCGUUUGAGUGUGAUAUAUGUGAUAUGCGCUUCAUCCAAAAGUACCACCUGGAACGCCACAAGCGUGUGCACAGUGGCGAAAAGCCUUACAAGUGUGAACGGUGUCAUCAGUGUUUUUCUCGGACAGAUCGAUUACUCAGACACAAACGGAUGUGCCAAGGGUGCCAGUCCAAGACUUCCGACGGGCAGUUUUCUCUAUAGGCGCAAGGGGCCCUGGGUGGUGGGAGUGAUCAGAAGAAUCUGAAGAGCGCACCCCCUCUGGUCUGAUGGUCCCACCACCGCCACAUCUGAACCUGUCCUGCUCCUGGAGGAGUGGACCCAGGAGACCAGAAGAGUGCAUCAGGGGACAGUGGCCCCAGAGCCUCAGCUCUGUAAAUAAUCUGAGACUAUGAGUAUCUCGGGGAAGUUCCUACAGCAUUCCUGGGUAGGGGAGCUAGUCCCUGGACCCUUGGCUGAGGUCAUAGGUGGGAACUCAAGGUACAGGACCAAGACUGAAGCGUGGCUCCCACAACCUUGGACUCUAGCUGGCAGCUGAAAUGGAAAAGACUGGGGAAGGGGAUUUGUUUGUUUGUUCUGUUCUUGUUUUUGUUUAUCCAAAAGCAGUUUCAGCAGGAAAACUGUGGAUACAGGUCAUCUGGAGGCAUAGAGUUCUGGUCCAAAACGGACUAUGGCUGGUCCAGCUCUCCCCAAAAAUUAAGUUUUUAGUUGCAAUAGAUCCUCAGUGUUCCACAGCCCUGCACCUCACCUCCAGUUUGAGAGAUGAUAGGAUCAGGGAUGGCAGCUGAGCUUUUUGGCCUCCUUAUACACUGUAGGGACAAAGGGGAAAACAGUGGGAGGAGCAGGCAAGGGCUGGAUCCAAAAAGAAUGCAUGGGACCUCUUACUUCCUCAAAGGAAGAGCAAGAGUUGUGCCCAGGGGUGUUGUGAUGGCCCAUGCCACACUGGUACCUGAUGGGUUCAGCUCAAGUGCCUUUAGGAGGAAACUUGGGUGAGAGUGUCCUGUGAAGCCCUUUUCUUCUUUCUUUGGGCAAUUGGUCUUGAGACAUUUGUGGCUACCUCGCUGCCAUUGACUCCUAAAGCCAGAUAGAGCAAGGAGUUAUGGAUGUCAGAGUGGGUUCUCUCUCCUUGUGCCCUCUUAGGAACAAUCCAAGACUAGUCCCAGUUUGGCUAAGAGCUAUUCAAGAAACAAAGGAAUUUGGUGUCUUCUGACCUGACUGUUGAGCAGUAAGAGCUGUUCUCCCUCCCCAAGUCCUAUCACUGUAUUCAGGUAGAGGAAAUAGGGGUCUGUCCUUUGUCCCAAAGAACAAGAUCUUGGCUUCCUUCUUGAUGGGCAUCCCUACCCAUCAAACAAAGAAUUGGGGGUGGGGGGAGGAUACUGCAGAGAAAAGACUGGGGAAGAAACCUGAUGUAAGUUUUAUUCUUAACCAUGUUCUUUGCUCCUCUCUGCUCUGACACCACCACUCCGUCCACCCCCAGAAAAGUGAUCAGGGGUGGGGUGUGUGUAUGUGUGAUAUGUGAGUGCUCAUAUUUGUAUGCUUGGAGGAAAUGGCAUGUUAUUGAGCCAAACCCUUCUCUUGCCCUCACCUUAGGGAAGGAUGAACAGAAAACAGCCUUCUCCCACCAAGACCUGAAGAGUGCUUGAGGUCUCAGCAGGAGCUGAGAAACACAAUUUAGGAAACAGAAGGACUUUGUUUUGGAAGGUUUUUUAAAAAUCGAUUCAACAGGCUGAUGGUUAGGAUGUUUGUAAGCCAAGCCAAGGCUUGUGAACAUGAAUUUUCUAAGGUGUAAAAAACCCUUUCUUCCUGCAAAAGAAAAGAUGGUUAUAGGAGGUUCUGGAGUUUGGUUGGCCCCCCCGUGGCCUGCCCUGACUAAUAGUGGCAGAGCUAUCUUAGGAGUAAUGGAGCCUGGUUGAACCUGAGCUUCAAGCUGUCAGUGGGAAUCUGAGACAGCAACCUCCAAGAAGUGGCAUUUCAUUUCCCUGAGAAUGUAGGGAGUAGAUAGCAGCAGCAAUUCCUGGCUAUUAGCUGUUCUGGAGGGGAUAAGGGUUGGAGGAGGCUCAUCCUUACCUCUGGUAUAUUUCAGGGAAAAAGAAAGGUGACAUGGCACCCUUUAGAUUUUCCCUGACAGUAUCUGAGAUCUUUUGGGGGAGACGCUGAGGAUUGUUUGCUGCUCUGUACUCUUCUAGCUCGAUGCUGACACUCCCAUUUGAUGUGGUCCCAAACUUAGAUCUCAGUUCUUGGAUCUGCCCUGUGGCCCCGGUAAGCAGGGGUAUCUUUCUGCAUGUGAGCCAGCCUCCUUCCUGUUAGAGGGCUCUGCUGGGGCUGGGAUUUUUCUGUCAUUCACUUGUGGGAUGCUUCACCCUCCCCAACUUCCAGCAACCUAUAAAACACUUAGAAAACUGUCCUCCAAAAACGCUUUUGAAAACAGGAGGCCUCUCUCCCUGCCACUUACAGCUAGCUAAUCUGUUUGGGAUGGAGGGACAGUGGAGAGAAUCACAAGUGACCUAUGCCUCUACAUGUACAAAUGUGUGUGCUGGGUCAGAAGGUGCGCUGACCCCCCACAGACCUUGGCUUCUUGCCUGGGGGAGGGAGGGAACUUCUGAGUAUGUGUGCAAACAGCCAUGCCAGAACCACCCUGCUGAGGAAUUGGGUGUAGGGGAAACUCAGGAGCAGGUAGGUAGUGCAGUUCAGGUGCUGAUGCUCUGGGGUAGUGGAUGUGUGAGGAGAGAGGAGCAAAGGGGUAAAGGGAGUGAUUCAGCACUCAGAGGGCCCAGGAACCCCACUUAUACCCCAGGGAAAUCACAGACUAAGAGAGCUGCAAAGGCUUCUGGGCCCAAUGCCCCACCCUCCCUUGCUGGGGUGGGGCCUAGCACUGGAAAGAUGCCUCAGGUGUGUAUAGAGUGAGGGGAAAUGGAAUAGGGAAGGCUCUCAGAAAGCAGGAUGUGGAAUUGGGGGAUCCAGGAAAGCAGAGUGCCUGUCCUAGGUGGGCUGCUGCGUCAGGCCCUGCCCUUCCCAGCACCCCAAGUCUCUUCCGUCCACCCCCAGCAGCCUCGUCAUCACUUAGCUACUGAUGUGCCCCAUGGCUUGACAUUGGAGGGUUAAAUGAGUGGAUUCCCACCACAACUCUAACCCUCUCCCCAGAUGCCUCUGCCUCUGCUGGGCCUUGGGGCUUUUAUCUUCAACUAUCCCCUUCCUCUCCACCCUGUUUGUUUUUUUUUAAUAUACUUAUUUUGCUAUGGGGGAGGGGAAUAUCAAAUGGACAAGAUCACUUUUAAAUGGUAGUUUUUAUAAGAUGUUAUAAACUUGUAUCUUUUUACCAUUAAAGUGCAGUGUAUGUUCCUUCGUGACAUAUUUAGGAUAUUUAAAUAAAAACAAAAUGGGGCUUUUCUA
Microcebus murinus (gray mouse lemur) is the source of this 4362-nucleotide messenger RNA. The record is from RefSeq and is a predicted model, not a curated record. NCBI's taxonomy places the organism in Eukaryota, Metazoa, Chordata, Mammalia, Primates, Cheirogaleidae.